This is a messenger RNA of Fusarium venenatum, 648 nucleotides long. Lineage: Eukaryota; Fungi; Ascomycota; Sordariomycetes; Hypocreales; Nectriaceae. The record is from RefSeq and is a predicted model, not a curated record.
AUGGCGUCAAAAGGAAAGGAAACAGCGACAAGUAAAGAUGCUACACCUACCAAUCCGCGGGGCAUCCCCUAUGCCCCGUUCGUGGAUAAGGUCGAGGACUAUGUCACCACCCGAGACGAUGUCGAGCCUACUCUGCGCAACUUUCAAGAAAUGAUAUCCUUGAGAUAUAGGAUUGGCGCUGACCGAGCAUGGCGGGGUAGGAAAUACCAAUUUAUGGAGAUGAACUUGCAGAAGCGAAUGGGCGGCCUCAAGGAAAAGAUUCCUGAUAUCCAAAAGACGCUCGACUCAGUCAAGUUUCUCAAGCUAAGAAAGGACGAUGAUGAGGCGAUAGAAACAACAUUCGAACUUAACGACACUCUAUACUCAAAGGCGAAGAUUCCUGCGACUGAGGAGGUUUAUAUCUGGUUAGGAGCCAACGUGAUGCUCUCAUACCCCAUAGACGAGGCAGAGACACUAUUGAGUUCCAAGCUCUCAACAGCAAAGACAAGCUUGUCAAACUGCGAAGAGGACCUCGAUUUCCUCCGCGAGCAGAUCACAACCAUGGAGGUCGCCGUGGCUAGAGUUUACAACUGGGAGGUGGUGCAGAAGCGAAAGGACAAGGCGGUUGAGGAGGAAGAGAAUAAGAAGGUCAAGUCACAAGGUGACUAA